Messenger RNA from Pecten maximus, 747 nucleotides. RefSeq names its product protein SYM1-like. Gene Ontology annotation, cellular component: membrane; cytoplasm. The transcript is spliced from 8 exons. Bases 30 to 653 code for a protein of 207 amino acids. NCBI's taxonomy places the organism in Eukaryota, Metazoa, Mollusca, Bivalvia, Pectinida, Pectinidae. The record is from RefSeq and is a predicted model, not a curated record.
GUGACCCUGAGCAAGAACCACGUGGUUUUAUGUUUUAUCAGUGCACGUUCAUAGAAGCAUUAAAUGAUUUAAAAAAUAGUGAAAAUAACCACUGUGGUGAAAUGGCGUUAAGAUUUUACCUUCGGGUUUUGGAAAAGUUUCCAAUAGCAACGAUGUCGGUAACAACAGGUACCCUGAUGGCUGCAGGUGAUAGCGUUGCACAAAUAGCUGUCGAGAAAAAGCAACAGCCGUAUGACUUCAAAAGAACUGGGCGCUUUCUUGGAUUUGGACUUUUCAUUGGAGGUCCGAUGUUCAGAUUUUGGUAUCUAGGAUUGGACAAAGCAUUUAAGGGCACAAAGUUAGGACCACUUAAAAUGCUGGCUUGUGAUCAGCUGUUGUGGGCACCUUCUUUCCUGACAUUUUUCCUGGGCACAAUGGGAGCUCUUCGAGGAGACUCAUCAAGUCAGAUCAAAGAGAAGAUAUCAAAUGAUAUAUGGCCAGUUUUACUUACCAAUUGGAAGAUAUGGCCGGCAGUACAGUUAGUGAAUUUCUAUCUAGUUCCACUACAACACAGGGUGUUGGUUGUUAACUUUGUUGCCCUUGGUUGGAAUACUUACAUGGCGUGGGUUUCUGAGAAAGAACUUACAGACAGCACCAAGGAAGCAGCUCAUUGACAACAGAAAAUACCUAGAAUAUGGUAUAUGUCCAAGGAUUGGCAGAUGGAAGUUUACUACAUGUAUAUCAAUGUCACAAGGAGAAAUUUAUAUG